This is a messenger RNA of Cuscuta campestris, 1025 nucleotides long. The record is from the annotation of a GenBank genome assembly. Lineage: Eukaryota; Viridiplantae; Streptophyta; Magnoliopsida; Solanales; Convolvulaceae.
AGUUCACAACUGAUAAUAACUUCAAAAAAUUAGACUAGAGACAACCAUUUUUUAAGAAGUUUUUUUUUUGAAAUUUUGAAGUCCCAACCGGCCGCCAAAUAUUGUCACCAUAAACUAAAGAAAAGGUCCGGGCAUAACUCCACAGUUCCAUACUCGGGUCGGGAGAGAGAGACAAUGGACGAUUCGGGUGCAUUUCUCUGUGAGAUAUCUUUGCUCAAAGACAUGCUUGAUAAGGUGAACGAGGAAAUCGAGGCGAACAUCCAAAUCACCAGGGAGAUCGAGUCGGAAAUUGUCAAGUGCGACGAGUCCGAGGCCUCCCUGCUUGCUCGAGAAUCGGAGCUGAUGAAAACAGCGUAUAUGCAACAGUUCGAAAUCAACGGCUUGAAGUCUGUCACUGAUGUAUCAUACACGGGAACCAACUAGUGUUAUUAUAUCAUGAAUGUGGUAUUUUGUCUUUUUGGCAUCUUUUAACAGCUAAUUCAACAGCCUCUCAUAAGUUAUUGGAGGAAGAGUUAGAUUCUCUAAGAGGGAAGCGGGAUGAGAUAUUUACUCGGAUGAACGUUCAACGAGAAGUAUUCCAGAGGUCAUGCAUGGAUUUUCAAAAGAAUAUUGGGAAGCAAGAUAACGAUGAAAUUGGGGCGUUACUCCUUGAGAAAGCCUGUCUAGAAAGAGAAGUUGGCUCCUUGAACAAUAGAAAUUCUGUUUUACAAAACUCAAUGGCUGCAUUUGUUGAAGAGAUCCUUGAAGAUCUCCAGAAUUCUAUACAUGCUCUAGAAAUUGACAUAAGAAUUCGAGAUAUCGAAAGAGAGAAAUUGACGAAGGAAGUUGACGAACUCAAGAAGACAUUGCUUUCAACUAUGUCAGCAGGAUAAAAUUUGAUUACAGGGCAAGAAGAGAAGGGGUAAAUGGGAAUUUCACCAGAGAAAUCAACAUCUACUUUUGUACAGGUCUAAUGUUGCUUAGAUCUUGAGCUAGGACUCCAAUGGAGUUGGUGAUAUAACAUGAAAUGAACACUGAUUUCUCUC